CAGGUGCACGGUUCCUAGACGGACAAACGGUGCUCAAAAGGCAAAUGAGAGCAGCCUCUCUGCUGUUUGGCUGCAGCAGUGCCGCUCUGGCUGUACGUGGGAAUCAGGAAGGACAAGGCAUCAUCCUCAACUAUAUCAUGGCCGGCUGCCCCUUUGUUUUGGGGAACCUGUGGGAUGUGACUGAUCGGGACAUUGACCGCUUCACUAAAGCUCUGCUGGAAUCCUGGUUAUCUGCUGGGCCUGGAGCAGCUCUCCUGGAUUAUAUGGGUCCAUCACGACAAGCCACGAACCUAAAACACCUUAUUGGCGCUGCCCCAGUGGUCUAUGGCUUACCAGUCCACCUGCAACACCACGGACUUCAAAGCUGCUAAAGCACAAUGUAAAUGGUCUGAAAGAAUCUAUCAUUUACUCAUUUCUCACAAAUAAAAGGAUGCCAUUUCUAACUUGUAUAAUCUUUGUUUUUAAAGGAAUGUAUGCUUUAAGUGCAGGAUUUUUAUAUAUUUUGAUAUUUUCUGUAUUUAAACUGCUGAAUUUUUGAGAAGUACGGAUGGCAUUUGUUAGAAUGUGCAUCUGUCAA
This is a messenger RNA of Thalassophryne amazonica, 577 nucleotides long. Its product is annotated as separin-like. Gene Ontology annotation, biological process: proteolysis; meiotic chromosome separation. The record is from RefSeq and is a predicted model, not a curated record. Gene Ontology annotation, molecular function: cysteine-type endopeptidase activity. The coding region runs from base 45 to 371 and encodes 108 amino acids. Gene Ontology annotation, cellular component: centrosome; cytoplasm; nucleus. Lineage: Eukaryota; Metazoa; Chordata; Actinopteri; Batrachoidiformes; Batrachoididae. The transcript is spliced from 2 exons.